GCCCCGCUCGGAUUCCUCAGCUGUAGAUCCGCGGGACCGCCCGAUCGCGUCUGUACCUCAGCUUCACUCCCAGAUAACGGACUGCGCGUCUUUGCUCGUCUGUGUCAUGGCCUCCUCCGACGUUGCUCGCCAGCUGCAGGACAAAAAUGUCCGUCCUCUGUCCCUAUCCGGCCAUGUUGGCUUUGACAGUUUGCCAGAUCAGCUGGUCAACAAAUCCACGUGUCAGGGCUUCUGUUUCAACAUCCUCUGCAUUGGCGAAACUGGCAUUGGAAAGUCCACCCUGAUGGACACGCUCUUCAACACAAACUUCGAGAACUUUGAGUCUUCCCACUUUGAGCCAAAAGUAAAGUUGAGGGCACAGACGUACGACCUGCAGGAGAGCAACGUCAGGUUGAAGCUGACCAUCGUCAACACGGUCGGCUUUGGGGACCAGAUGAAUAAGCAGGAAAGCUACCAGCACAUAGUGGACUACAUCGACACCCAGUUCGAGUCCUACCUGCAGGAGGAGCUCAAGAUCAAGCGCUCCCUACAUAACUACCACGACUCACGCAUCCACGCCUGCCUCUACUUCAUCGCCCCUUCGGGCCACUCGCUAAAAUCUCUGGACCUGGUAACCAUGAAGAAGCUGGACAGCAAGGUGAACAUCAUUCCAGUCAUUGCCAAAGCAGACACAAUCUCGAAGAGCGAACUCCACAAGUUCAAGAUUAAGAUCAUGAGUGAGCUUGUCAGCAACGGUGUCCAGAUCUACCAGUUCCCCACGGACGAUGAGACUGUGGCAAAGAUCAACACUGCCAUGAACGGACAUUUGCCCUUUGCUGUGGUGGGCAGCACCGAGGAGGUGAAGAUUGGGAACAAAAUGGUGAAGGCCCGACAGUACCCCUGGGGGGUUGUUCAGGUGGAGAACGAGAACCACUGUGACUUUGUGAAGCUGCGCGAGAUGCUGAUCUGCGUGAACAUGGAGGACCUGCGGGAGCAGACGCACACACGCCACUAUGAGCUGUACCGCCGCUGCAAGCUCGAGGAGAUGGGCUUCAAAGACACGGACCCCGAGAGCAAACCUGUCAGUCUACAGCAAACCUACGAGGCCAAGCGUCAGGAGUUUCUGGGGGAGCUUCAGAAGAGAGAGGAGGAGAUGAGGCAGAUGUUUGUCCAGAGGGUGAAGGAGAAAGAGGCAGAGCUGAAGGAGGCAGAAAGAGAGUUGCAGGGAAAGUUUGAACAACUAAAGCGACUGCGCCAGGAGGAGAAGAACAAGCUGGAUGAAAAGGCCAAGAUGCUGGAAGACGAGAUGAACGCGUUCAGCAAGAGGAAAGCUGCCGCAGAGCUGCUCCAGGCCCAGUCCUUCAGCACCAACGUCAACAUUAAGAAGGACAAGGACCGCAAAAACUCCGGCUUCAUGUGAAGAAAGAGUUGGUCGCAACCCCUCAUUAUAUACGGAACAGUAAAUACUGAAAAGCAUCCCUUUAUUGCAUUUACCCUUCUUAAUGUCACACGGACAUCGUCCGUCUCUGGAUGUCUUCCCAUUUCAUAUGUCUUCUGUACAGCGGUGUUUUUUGCGUGAUACUUUUCGAAGGGCACUUUCAUGAGUGAAGACCUCGCAUGCUGUUGUGUUUAAACAAAGAACCCAGCUGAGGUUCAUCGGGUACAAGGUGAGUCUCACAGUGCACCUGGUGUUACAAUUUGUGCUACAUGUCCAUUUCCUCAUUUUAACUAUUUUCAUAAAUUUUUGCUUCCAUCAUGGAGUAAGUGAGGUGGAAUUGAGAAAAUAUUAACUUGAUGAACCGUACAAAUACAAAUGAUUUUUUUAAAAAAAUGUAUUUUUGUAUUCCAAGCAUAUGUUGACCAAAGAAUUUUGGAUAUGAAAACUGAGCAGUUGAAAUGCCCUGUUUGGGAAGUGACUUCUGAGCUUACAGCACAUCAGUCAUGGUGCUAGGCAGCUACUGCUAGAAGGGAAGAUCUGUCUUCGAACUGUUGAGAUAUUAAUGUUAUAUCUGACAUAUUUAUAAGGAAUACUGCCUUGAAAUCCCUUUGUGCCUUUAUUUCUCUAUAAAAGUAUUUGCAAAUGUUGGAUUCAUAAUUAAGAAAUACAGCUGCUCCAGUGGACUGUGUUAUACUAUGUACUGGUCACAAGUGGCCAAGCCUAAAACUAUAGUAAUAUACACUUUGAAUCCCUGUGUUUGAAGGAUGCUGUUCAUAAAUACUUAAUUUGAGUCUCAUAAUCAUGAAUGUGUUUUUGUACUUAAAUAUAUACAGAAUCAUGUAUUUAAUCAUAGUGUUUUGACCAACCAGCAAAAAUAAAUGUC
Messenger RNA from Scleropages formosus (Asian bonytongue), 2300 nucleotides. RefSeq names its product septin 10 (gene septin10). Gene Ontology annotation, molecular function: GTP binding. Bases 107 to 1399 code for a protein of 430 amino acids. The record is from RefSeq and is a predicted model, not a curated record. Lineage: Eukaryota; Metazoa; Chordata; Actinopteri; Osteoglossiformes; Osteoglossidae. The transcript has 10 exons.